Molecule: messenger RNA, 2571 nt
Organism: Zophobas morio
Lineage: Eukaryota; Metazoa; Arthropoda; Insecta; Coleoptera; Tenebrionidae
Product: putative ankyrin repeat protein RF_0381
Exons: 3
Coding region: 535-2238 (567 amino acids)
Molecular function (GO): protein binding
Source: RefSeq, a predicted model, not a curated record
AGUAUUUUGUUCGUUUUUUCUUCACUUAGAACCUCAUCCCUUGCAUCAUCGCUGUAAUUUUUCUCUGACCGCCGUGCUUUUAAAUUCAAAGCUUGCGAACCAAUUUUGGUAGAGCGUGCGUAGUAGCGUGAAUACCGCUUGAAAUCUCGGGACACCGACUUCAAAGUGCCGACAGCUGAGUGAACUAUCUGGUAUCCGUAAUCUGUGUUAUUAGUGUCGUCAUUCUGCAACCAGUAAUACACGGAAGUACCAAACCACAAUGCGCUAAGCAAUUUUAGGUUUAGAUUUUUUUAAAUAUUAUUGAUUUGGGUAACGCAUUAAUAAUAUGUACAGCCUUAGUUAACAAUCGCAUUGAUUGAUCACCCCAUCAACGAUGGUUUUUUUCUGAAUGUGUAUUAUUAUUUAGUUGAGUAUAUUCUAUCGUUCAAUGCCUUCACAUCGUUCAGUGCAUUCACAUCGUUCACUUGGCAACUUGAAAACGAUUGGAUAAUAUAUUGAUAACUGUUAACACCACGUGUUAACUGUCAAAUCAUUAUGUCCCAAACGAGCUGGAACAAAAAGUUACUUAACGCAGUAGAAAACGGGGAAUUACAUGAAAUUGAAAAGUGUAUAGAAAAUGGGGCAGAUUUAAACCAUCUUGAUGGAAGCGGUGACACACUAUUGUCGAAUGCUGCUUACUAUGGCCCGCUUAACAUUGUCCAGUACUUCGUCCUUUUGGGUGCGGACCUAAACAAGAUAACUAUAUCAAACCGGAAAACACCCUUAUCAUGGGCAUUGCAUCACGGUCACGUAGACAUUGCUACAUAUUUAGCACAUAGAGGUGCCCAGUUAACAAUUCUUGAUCAUAAUCCACUUAUAUGUGCUGUAAUAACUGGGCAAACAGAAGCUGUCCAAUACUUACUACAGUCGAAAGUAGAGAUUAACAACUCUAAAGAAUCGGGUUUAACAGCACUCAACUGGGCUGCUCUGUUAGGAUAUUUAGACAUAGUGAAACUAUUGGUAGAAGCAGGAGCUGAUAUUAAUUAUGUUAACAAGAAAAAUAAAACAUCUAUAACCUACGCUUUAGAGGCAGAUAAUUUAGAUGUUGUAGAAUAUUUAAUCGCAAAAGGUUGUCAAGUACCCUGGCCCGAGGAAAGUGAAGAAUCACGAAGAAUUAAAACGCUACUCAGUUCAUUAAAUAUUAUACAUCAGUUAAUUAGCCUCGACUCGGAUCUUGAUGACUCAAAUAGUCCAACAGCAAGAUGCUUAUCAAGCGCUAUUAAAAGUGAAGACUUUGCUACCCUAAAAUAUCUUAGUGGAAAAGGUGUGAAUGUUAGUAAAGCAUCCUUGUUAGAGGCAGUACGUACUGGAAAUCUUGAAAUCACAGAAUUCUUACUAUCCAAAGGGUGUAAAGUUAAUCAAAUCGAUUCCGAUGGUAACACUCCUCUAACAAACGCAGUCAAGUCUAAAAAUAUUAACAUGGUCAGAGUUCUCGUAAACGCAGGUUCGGAUGUUUGUAAAGUUGGGCAGAGCGGUAGAACGCCGCUGUCAGUGGCUGCGGAAUUGCAGAACUUGGAUUUAGUUAAAUUGUUGCUAGAUAAGGGCGCAUCUCCUACAAUUCAGACUGUAUUUAUUGAGGCUAUUCAAGCCGGAAAUAGACAAAUCGUUGAAUACCUACAACAGAAAGGGGCUUCGGUCAACUUUAUGUAUGAAGAUGGAGGCACACCUUUAACCAAAGCAAUACAAACAGGCCAUUUAAAAAUUGCUGAAUUUUUAUAUGAGGAAGGUGCUAACCCGGAAGUGAUUAUUAAUGACGUAACAAAUUUGCAUUUAAUGAACUAUGUCACAAAUGGUAACAUUGAUAUGGUGAAUUUUUUGGUUGAGUUAGGUGUUAAAUUAGAAGUAGUAGGCGCAGAUGGUUCCACGCCUCUUACUAAAGCGAUAAAGAUUGAGAAUUUUCAGUUGGUUAAAUAUUUUAUAGAAAAAGGAGCCAAUGUUAAUGGCGUCGACGGCAACAAUAAGACUCCUUUGGCUGUAGCUGCGGAAAAUUGUUAUUUCUCUAUUGUGAAGUUUUUGAUAGAAUUUGGAGCAAAUAUAGAACUUGCCAAAUCAGAAUUAACGGCAUAUUGUAGUUGGAAUAAGGACCUUGCUAUUUACCUAAAAGUGAUGAACAAAGAAAUUUCCAACACUGUAAAUGUUUUAGGAUCUGGUCACGAUGGAAGUGAUUUGUUAGAAACCAAAGUGGAAGAAGAAAAAUGAAAACAGGCGCUGUCGAUAAACUAGCACAUUGUGUACCAUUUAUUCUGCCUCGGAAUAAAAAAAUUUAAAUCGCUUUCAGUUUGAUGAAUGCUUAAUUUAAUGUGUCGCAUUAAUUUCACAACAAACCGUACAUUUGUAAUAUAAAUUUAUAUUCUUGUUUUAAAAGGACGAGAAAGUUUUGUAGCUGAGAAAAUACACUUCCUCAGACGUCAGUUAUUUCGUACCUUUUCCUUCCUCCAUAGUGCUAGGAACCUUUUUUUUUUGACAACCUUUUGAUAACAUUAAUAAAGAUGUUAAUCAUAGACUUUUUAUAUACGAGUGUUUUGAAAUACA